GCCGCCGGACUGCCACCACCGCACCGUCGCGAACCUCGCAAGCUCGGAGCAGCGGCGGCCAGUAAGCUCCGGCAGUCGCGAGCGGCCAACUCAUCGAGCGGGUGCUUCACCGGUGGUGCUUGCGACGGUGCCGCGCGCGCAAAAAGGCACACCACACACGCUCGCUUAAACUGUCAUAUAUAUACGCAUACAUACAUAUAUAUAUACGUUUAUAUAUAUAAAAACGCGCACAAGUACACGGCCACGCCACGUAUUCAUACCAAGGGUGUCCGCGCGGGCGCACGCAGCCACGCGCGCGUACGCACCGUCCGCGCGCGCGCGCGACGCGUCGCAUCGCGCAGCGGAAGGAGCAACGGCGGAGAAGCUGUCGGGCGUGAGAGCGAUACUCUCGCGCACCAAGUGACAUCGGGCACGGCGGAUAGUCGAGCUUGCGAGCGGAUCGUGGUGAGCGUAAGCUUGCGGAGGCGGACAGCUGAGGGGGAAGAUCGACGUGCGAGCUCCCGGUGCUGGAGCUUGCGGAGACGCGCUACCUUCUCGGCAGGAAACCCCGUUGUGAGAGUUGUUCCGACCGGCUGGCGUGCUUCCGGAGUCUGCGACCGGCGAGUCGACGCAUCGCCGGGAACGAAGAGCUUGACAGGCUGGAUGCGUCGCGGGAGAAGCACGCGCGGUGCUUGCGUGAGCUGUCGCGUGUGGCGGUGAGGGAGUCUGCGUGCUUGCGCCCUGGCAAUCGUCGGGAAAGCCACGAGGAAGGAGUUCGGGAUCACACCAGGACAGACACUGUGCGGAACGAGCUUGCGUGACCACGGAAAGCUCGCGCGUGCCGUCGGAGUGCCCGAUGAACGAAACUCGCUCGACGUUGGACGCUCGAGCGAGUGACGAACGCUUCUUUUAGUUCUGACGCGAGGCACGGCGGAGCUUUGAGAAAGCACGCCGGGCAGUUGCGGACGCUCUUUCGUUGACUGUUUGAUGUUUACUCGUAAGCGUUCUCUUCUCUAUCUUGUAGGCAGCUACAGAGAAGCUUUGCCCUCGCGAAUUUGUACCCUCGCUAAGCGAGAUCGCGGCUGUUCAUCCGGAUAAUGCACGAUAGAUCUUUGUAGAGAGAAACGAAAUUCUUCUCAUCUUUAGCCAGCUGGCAUUCGCAAGCUCGCCUCUUGAUACGUAGUGUCUUAAAUAAUAGCGAAGAGCUCCACUUGGGCAUAUUACUGCGAAAAGCGUGAGCAUUACCUGCUAUAAAUCUGCACGAAAGAAAUUUUAGAGAAAUCUCUAAUCUUGUUGCAAUUCUAGAUUAUUCUUAUCUCAAGUAUCGUGAUCGUCUUCACAGCUUUUGAAACGAGUUUUCUCGUUAUUGUUAAGAAAAAACGUUUUGUUACUUGCUAUGUGUGAACUCGAGCAAUUUUCCUAGACAGAGAAACGAGUCUAUCGCGUCCCAUUGACGAGCAAUGUCGCCGGCAGCCGUCUUUUCGAAGAGUACGCCUGUAGUUACAUAGAUGCCCGACGAAGAGCUCGCAAGAUCGAGAAUGUAGUAUCCUGGUGGGCGCUUGCUGGCGGAGAUUCAAGCUAAGGCUCUCGCGGUGGCCAAGCAAGCCGAAACAGGUGGAAGAUCUCCGACCCGAUACUCUGAAGAGCACCACGAAGAGCGCUAUCGCGCGACUAUCGAUGAUGGUAGAGGGCAUGUUGCCAGAGUGCAAUUGGUUGGUUCGGCGCGCGUCUUUGCUCGGCUCGGGUUCUGCUGCGUGCCGGUCAUCAUCUCGUUGAGCUCAAUAUUUCCACGAGAUUGAAACAGAGAAGGAGAAACAGAGAUCAUUGAAGAAUGUUAAGAAUGCUGAAAUGACGAAUCUCGGGAUCGUAUCCGAUCUUGAACCGUCGACGCCGACGUCGUCGUCGUUGUCGUCGUCACGACGUUGGAGCGGCAAGCGAUGCCUGACCAGUUAAUAAGUCUCUUGCGACUUGCGACUUCGUAACGUCGAAUGCGGCGAGGAGCGACAGAUUUCGGUGAGAGACUGUUUUGAUAUCUAAAUCUCAACAAGUUAAAGAACGACACGUCUCUUGAAGGAGUUUCGAAAUUUUUCCCAGGAAGAUAAGCUUCGUCGGAGAGGAUUAAGCGUAUGCAGCCGACGCGCUAGUAAGUAAAUAAAUAGAUUUAUAGAUAAGUAAGAUAGAUGGGAUAGAUGGGAGUAGAACGACUGUCGACCACGAGGAAGACGCGUGUAGCAAGUAAAUCCUGAAUGUAGUUGAAUGAGAGCUAAGGUCGGGCUAGACAGUGAUGCUAGAGGUUGAGAACUUGAAUUAAAAAUAGAGAUUAGCAACGCGGUCAUUCUUUAAGAGAGAUCUAGGCUAGUAGUCGUACUACUGACCGCACCGUAGACUUGAAGAGACAUGAAUCAAAUGAGCGUCAGUUCGAGCUGAUUGAAGAAGAAUCGUGGCAAGAAGUGACGUGUUCCGCGUCGCGAAUUGGAGAGAGGAGAUCCAGGAGAUUUAUUUAAGGAUUCAAAGGAUUUAUUGUAUCUGAACGUAGAAGAGAUUUCUGGAGAGUUGCCAGUCACGAAUACAAAAAAUUAUUUCAAGUUUGUUCAAGCUGGAAAGAUAUUUAGAGCAUCACCGAGACAGCGGCGAACGUUCGAGAAGUGCGCGCGGCGUCGCACGUCUCAACUCGUAAAUGCCGCAUAGGCGAAAAGAUAUUCUACGCAGUUCGAGAAUCUCAUCUCUCGCCAAGGCAACUCUUUGUCGUAAGCGAUCGAUGCGGUUCAGGUCACCGAUGUCAGGCUCGUAGAUCUAGGAUCGCCGCUCUGAGGAGAGAGAGAAAGAGAGAGAGAGAGAGAGAGAGGGAGAGAGAGAGAGAGAGACAUCAGAGGCAUCGACGGUGAACUCGGCGCGGCGAGGGAGUAGAGCGUGCCGCCGACGCUUCCGGUCGACUGGCUCUCCCGCUAUCCUGAAGGAAGAUUCCACCUUCAAGCAUGGCCUCGGUGGCAGCGUGGCUGCCGUUCGCCCGCGCGGCGGCGAUCGGCUGGGUGCCGAUCGCCACACACCCACUGCCACCGCCGCCGAUCCCGAAGGACCGACGCAAGGCCGACGACGAGAAGUUGCUGAUCAACGUGAGUGGCCGUCGCUUUGAGACAUGGCGCAACACCCUGGAGAAGUACCCGGAUACAUUACUCGGCUCGAACGAGCGUGAGUUCUUCUACGACGAGGAGAGCAAGGAGUACUUCUUUGAUCGGGAUCCGGAUAUCUUCCGGCACAUCCUGAACUACUAUAGGACUGGUAAGCUGCACUAUCCGAAGCACGAGUGCCUGACGAGCUACGACGAGGAGCUAGCGUUCUUCGGCAUCCUCCCGGAUGUGAUCGGCGACUGCUGCUAUGAGGACUAUCGGGACCGUAAGCGCGAGAACGCCGAGCGGCUGAUGGACGACAAACUGAGCGAGAACGGCGAUCAGAACCUCCAGCAGCUGCUCGACAUACGGCAGAAGAUGUGGCGGGCGUUUCAGAAUCCGCACAUCUCCACCGCUGCGUUGGUAUUCUAUUAUGUUACCGGAUUCUUCAUCGCCGUGAGCGUGCUGGCGAACGUGGUGGAGACCGUGCCGUGCGGCAAUCGUCCGGGCCGCGCCGGCACCCUCUCGUGCGGCGAGCGCUACAAGAUCGUGUUCUUCUGCCUCGACACCGCGUGCGUGAUGAUCUUCACGGCCGAAUACCUGCUCAGGCUGUUCGCCGCGCCCAGCCGGUGCAAGUUCGCGCGAUCCGUGAUGUCGGUCAUCGACGUGGUCGCGAUACUGCCGUACUACAUCGGGCUCGGGAUCACAGAUAACGACGACGUGUCGGGCGCGUUCGUAACGCUGCGCGUGUUCCGCGUGUUCCGCAUCUUCAAGUUUUCGCGCCACUCGCAGGGGCUGCGGAUCCUGGGCUACACCCUUAAGUCCUGCGCCUCCGAGCUGGGUUUCCUCGUGUUCUCGCUCGCGAUGGCUAUCAUCAUCUUCGCCACCGUUAUGUUCUACGCGGAGAAGAACGUCGACGGCACCAACUUCACUUCGAUACCUUCCGCCUUCUGGUACACCAUCGUCACGAUGACUACGCUGGGCUACGGUGACAUGGUUCCGAAAACGAUCGCGGGAAAAAUCGUUGGGGGUGUAUGCUCCUUAAGCGGUGUCCUAGUGAUCGCUUUACCGGUGCCUGUAAUCGUCAGUAAUUUCAGCAGAAUAUAUCAUCAAAAUCAACGUGCUGACAAACGGAAGGCGCAGAGGAAAGCCAGAUUGGCGCGUAUCAGAAUCGCGAAGGCGUCGAGCGGCGCCGCCUUCGUGAGCAAAAAGAAGGCAGCGGAGGCGCGUUUGGCCGCUCAGGAGGGCGGAGGAGGCCUGCAGCUGGAGGAGUACUACAAGGAGGAGGAUAUCUUCGAGCUGCAGCAUCAUCACCUACUUCGUUGCUUAGAGAAGACCACGGACCGCGAAUUCGUGGAGAUGGAGGUGCCGUACAACGGUGCUCCGAAGAGGCCGGGUUCACCGUCGCCCCUGACCUCCCCCGCGCACAGCACUGCCUCCAGGGGCGGCCUGCUGCAGUCCUGCUGCGGGCGCUGCUACCCCCAACGUUACCAGAGUCUGUCCUAUCAGCUUACCUCGAACGAGAGCAAGGACAGAGUGGUGCUCAUAUACGGCGACCGUAUACAGGUGCGGAAAAAGGUAAAGAAACCAUGUUGCUCGGCAGACGAUUGUGGGAACAAUGACGAUAAUGAUGAUAAUGAUGAUGCUCUGAUGAUGAUGAGGCUGAUGACACGUUACGUUACAUGUGAUAGAUUUUUGUGUGAUAUAUCAAUUGUUCGGAGCGCGCUUCUGCGUCCUCCGCCAUGAGAGACACAUUAGGAUCCUCCCCCAGCAAGCCUUCUCCCUUCCGGCGCUCGUUAAUGCCUCUAAGAGCGAUCGGUUCUCGGAUUGGCUUAUUCGGUGUCCGCUUUCAUCCUCGACAGAAAUCCCUCUUUCCUGCUGCGCUUAUUUAGGGGUUUCUGCAUUGUCCCCUGGAGAGCCUCGUCGACUGGAACUGCGCAUUUAGUAUAUGGAUUAUUUAGUGUGCAACUUGCUUCUUGUGGUUAUGGAUGUAUGGCUGCCUUGCUUUUAGGGAGGACGGUUAGAUGCUUUUAGGGAUCCGCGAGCGAUUUCGAGAGCUGAUGGCUCUUCUGCGCUGACCGAGCUUCAUCUCGCAAAUCUUUUCUUAUUGCAUAGCCAUAGGCAGCUUUCGUAAUUUGCACAGUACACGAAUAUAAAUAAUACAAAUAAAUGUAAAUCGCUUUUAUUAUAUUUUGGCAUUCUUCAGUAAUACAUACUUACACGCAUUUAAUUUCUUUUAUCACGCUGGUCAUUAAAAUAUUUUUAUUCAAAUAUUAUGCGAUUAUACAUAUUCAUUUACGAAAAUCGAUAAUAUAAUUCAAUAAGCUUGCGCCCCAUGCGGCAUUCGCGGAUAUUCAAAUAUCGGUGAAUUUCCCUUUGCAAAUAUUAUCGCAAAUUGAAAUUUUUUACCUCGUGUAUGCCAAAUCGUGUAUGCUACAGUUAUUAAUUUAAAAUACAUUGACGAGUUACAUUGCGCUGGUGGUUUUUGAUCGAACGAAUAUUUCGGUUCAAAAAUAUUCACUGUUCUAUUCAGAGAGUUUUACUGUUCUCGUAAAGCUCAAAUUUCCGGAUAAUCUUGCCAAUGAAUAUGAAAAUUGACAAUUGACAUUAGCGUUAUAAUGUGCUGGCUUUGCGCUUAUUUCUUUUAAAAUAUAACGCCUUGUCCCUAUGUACGUUCGCGGCUUCUGGCCUCUCUUUGUUCUGCAACUUGCAGCACUAUCGACACGCGCUUUUUCUUUUGUUUAAACUUUAGGCACGAAACGCGCAAGGACUGCGCGAGCGAGGAAACUAACGAACGAAAAAUUGCGCUAUUCUCUUUAAAAACGGAAUAUUUUUCUCUUCCAGUCUUUGGUCUCGUCGCUCCUUUUGUGAGAUUUGUCUACGCGUAUUGGAUUUUCUCGUCUCCAUUCUUGCACGAAAAUUUAGAAUACAUCCUCGACGUUUGAAAGUCACGUAGUAUUUUUUCCGAAUACUCUUUCGGCGUUUAAUCUUUUGAAAACGUUUUCUUACAAACACAUUUGUAAUACUAAUUUAUUUGAUUUAAAGUUGCAAGUCAUUACAAGUUGAUGGCUUUAAUUUUGAGACAUCAUUAUUUUCUAUGGUGUAUGUAAAUUCGAGUAUUACUGUAUUCUCAUUCUACAUUCUUCUGUUAAGCAGAAACGUUGCGGGUGAAAAGUUCGAAGAGAGCAGGAGGUCAGGCAUAAAGGGCCACAAACCACGGAAUAGGCUGUUAGUUUCUUUCGCUGUUUCUCUCUCUUUUCCUUUUUUCGCACUUUCAUGAUUUUCUUUCGAAACGACUUUAAAGGCGUUGACGAUUGAAAUACGAGUUUUCCGUGUUUCUUUUGAGAUUUUACGGUCUAAAAAAGUACCUUCGCUUUCGUACGCUCAAUUUUUGCUUUCUUUUUCUUUUUCCUUUUUCUUUAUCUUUACUGCAUUUUACACACGCGCCAUGAAAAUAUUUUUUCAAACGUUUCGCCAACGUCCGACGUCACGGAGCGAGAGGGGCAAUUGUUUUUGUAGCAUUUACAUGCCCGACAAGCCUCUAUAGUCGCUUGUUGUAUCUAUUCUGUCUCGAGUUUAUUAUUUUAUCGAUAAAUUUACUUUACGAGUAAAUACAUUCGACCAAACCGCAACGCAGAUUUCUCGCAUUCCAUAUAUUGUUUUAAAGUUGCACUGUUAAUAUUACAUAAUAAAAAUGGUUCUGGCAUAUUGCGUAUAUAUAAUUAAUUAAAAUGUUGCGUGCACAAAAAAAUGAAAGCUGUUUUUUAUUUUUUUUAUUUUCAUGACGAUGCAAUUAAAAGAAAAAAGAAAAGAAUGGCUGCUUUAAUGUUUUACACGUUUUAUGACUUUGGUCGCAACACUGGUUGCAUUAAAAUUACAUCUUAAAUGCCACGUAACGAACGAAACUAUAAUUAAACAAGCAGUUUGUUUCGUUUGCACAGCAGCUGCCAUUUAAUUUAAAUUAAUUACAGGUUGCCUAGGUGACUGUCAAAAGUCCGUGCAUUUUUUUGCGUCAGGGGAUCGAUCAUGUAAUUUCGAGUGAAACUUUUCACUUUUCACUUUAUCCAUUUCGUGUGAACUGUUUCAGUAUUCACGCGAUUACGUAACUUUGUUCGUGGAAAAGUACAAUCCCUAAGGAGAGUGUCUUUCUCACCGUUUUCUUAAAAAACUAUGCUGACCUGGACCUGAUGACGCCGAUUAAUCAGAUAAACGAGAUAGGCGAGGACCCGACGACGAUAAAGAACGAGCAGCCCUCGCGACAGCUACCUCAACAGGAGGAGCAGGAGGCUAGCAUGCAAUAUUGAAUAUUUUGAUGCGAAAAUACGUGAAACUUUUCACUUUUCAUCCUAGGGAAAAAGUUACGUGAUCGCUGCCCAGAUACAGAAGUGCUUGUUUAAAUGCAUUCUAUAAAACAAGCGAAUGAUUAUCGAAGCAUUUUAAUCAGAGCGCUGCGAUUGCCUCGUAAAUCUUUCGCUUUGCUGUGAAUUUAACUAAAUGAUUUCAUUGCGUUUAUUUUCCAUAGGUAAUGAACAAAGCAUGAACUUCAGAAAAAAAAGAUUCUUUAUAGCGUUCAAACUUUGAAAUUCUUUUCUUCGUGGAUUUUAUAUUUUUUACAGUUUCUUUUUUUUAUACCAUUUUUAUACCAUUAUUUUUCAUUUGUUAAUUUAUUAGUUAAUGUUUAAAUAUAUUUUUAUUUAGAGGGAAGUAGAACUAUUCAUUACAUACAAGUACAACUAUUCAUUUUAUAUAUAUAUUUGUUAUUUAGAUAUUUUUAAUUUAUUAUGAAUUUUAUAGAUACGCUCUGAUACAUUACGUAGCAAAUUACGUUUACGUAGCAAAUUUUGAUUUAUAUACUUAGAAAUGAUACUUUUUAUGCAUAUUAGUGUUAUAUCGUAUACAUUGUAUUAUUUAAAUUAUAUUUACAUUUAAUCCGUGUUAUGUAUUCUGUUGUAGCGAUAGGAUUAACUACAAUUAGAUAAGUAAGUAGAUGAUAAAUGAACCAAGAGAUAAUGUUAAUUAAAAUCGACCGACGUGAAUGCAAACGAAAAUUAAACAGAUCAGACUGCCUUAUUUGCAUUGAUGACGGUGUUUCAUGCGAAGUGUAAUUAGACAUUAUGAAAGUGACUAUCAAAGACAAAGGUUGUGCAUUUAUUUCGGUGGGAUUUACUAUCGCUCGCUCACAGUGGUUCGUUAACUAAAUCCUCGUAAACGUCUACUAAAUUUCGCAUAAAGCCGCCGGCGCGUCAAUACACCGAAUAAAUUUAGCCAUAAAAACAUCUUUACGGCCGCUGUACGAAACGAGUGCGUCUAAAACUGUGACGUAAAAUUUUGUUUAAAUUUCCAAUGCUUAUCCCGCAAAUCAGCUUGAUUAAGUCAUCAGUCUGCCUUUUACAAUUCUCUUUUUAAUGAAAUGGAAAACAUUGAAUCUUUUAAAUCUUAUAUUCUUGUCACGAAAAGUAUCAAAUAAAAUAAAUAUUGAUCAAGAUUAAAAGAAUAGAAAGUCAAUCAUAAUUAAUCAUAAUUAAAAUCAUAAUUAAAUGAUAAUUUAAUUUUGUUACAUCGUACAUUAUUUGAAUGCUUAUUUGAAUUGUAUGAAACAAGAAAUUCUCUUUCUCUCAUGUCCAUUUAUCUAAGAAGGAUUAACUCUUUAAAAUUUUAAAUUUUUAAAUAAAUUCCUGAAUAUAAAUUCUUUGAGAUAAUCUUACGUUUUGUAUACUCUUAAUCAAUAAUACGAUACUUAAUCUUGCAUUCAUUGCUAAAGAGCAUUAAGCAGUGCGUCUAGAAAUAAUGUGAACGUUGCAUUUACUUUGGCAUUAUGUUCAUCGAUCGUGCUUUCUGCAUUUGCGGUUAUAGUAAAUUUGCAUUUGGAUUAUGCCGUAUUGGUAUAACCGUAAAUUAUAUUUAUAUCGUGAUGAGCGUCCGUAUUAUCUAAUCGUGUAAAUCAGCUUAUACGUUUUUUAUACAUAUUAAAAUUCAUUUAUUGUAUAUAGAAUGUUAUCUGAGAAAAUUCAAUUUUAAUUAUACAAUUCUUUUUAUAAUAUUUGUUUUUGUCUUUAGCUUAUGUACUAUUUAGAUAUUAGUUAAAAAUAUGUAAUUACAUAAGAAACAAUCGAGUUUUACGGGAUUCUCUGUACAUAUAUAUUGCACAUACAAUUCUGUAAAAAUAUACUGAUAUUUUGUACAUAUUUAUAAUAUCGUUUUCGAACAUGAAAAUGUAAGUUACUUUAUUUUCCACAUUUUGAUAUUUUUUAUGAUUCGCGUUCGCGCAUGAAUUCGAGAGACAGAUGCGGCAUGCAUUGCAAUUUUUGAUAUCUAUGUUUGAUCUCUACAUGAAGCAGUCAUGUGUUUUAUCAUGGUUUUAUCGUAGUAGAAAUAAUUUCAGUCGGCACACAAUGCAUGUCAUUCUCAAAGAUUCAUAAAGGUGGCACUCUAUGCAAGCUAUUCAUGCGUUUUGCCGCAUUAAUAAAUUCACCGGAAAUUAUUUUAAAAAAUGUGCCUCGAUUAUUUGUGGACAUUUAUGCUCCACGAAAAAAGAAAACAAAAAACGCACGAACAGCGUUGUCGUAAACUUAAUUUUUAUUUAAAUUCCGAUAACAUUUCCGUUUUCUUUCUACCCAGAAAUUUUAAUUUACUUCGCAUAGUUUAACGUAAUUUUCAACGUCCAGUGUGAUAUUUUUGCCAUGAAUUGGUUUAAUUACAAGCAUGAAAGAAAAAUUACGUAACGAAAAUUAAAUACACGUUUCUAUUUUUAGAAAGACGCAAGCAGGUCAAUCAAUUUGAUCUGCUUGUGCCGUUUAGCUUUAUUUAUGAAGUAAUUUGCUGUAGAAGGAGCUGUAGGCUCUCGCGGUUUUCGGAAUGAGAAAAUACCAUUUACAGCAGCAUUCCGCUCGAAACGGCUGGCGAGUACCAGCAAUUACUACUUCGGUCGGCGCGCUUCCACUUCUACGACGUCAGUCAGAGAAUUUCAUCGCUUUUCUAGAAUUGCUGCUCUAGACUCUACAUACGGUGCUUGGCACCACACUUGAACACGCUAUCGUACCAGCGUCCAGCAUUCGAUACACGCGUACUCAACUUUACGACACGUCGCGAUUUAGUGCACUCACGCGUGCGUGCAUGCAAGGCGCGACACUGCACUGCGGCGGACUCCCCCGCGGUGGUAAAAUUAUCAAGGGUUGUCACGAGCGGAGAAAUUAUUGGGCUGGACGGGUGCUUUUCCGCGUCGAUGAGAUCGCGAGGGAUUAAGGGUCAGCACGUACAGCGACGUGUCGCUCAGGUCGAUCCACGUGCCUCAAACUUGUCGAAGAUUUACUGCAUUGCAGGUCACGUUAGUGCAAUCAUUGAUGAAUAAGUCAAAGAUUCGAUUUUUUACUGUUUACUGAGAGAGAAAGAAAGAACACUCAGAUUUCUCUCAGCAUGUCAUGUUUGUUAAUUUCGUCAGUCCUAAUUAAAUUAGAUAUAAAAUAUCGCCAAAUAUCAAUAUCCAGGAAUCCAGAUACUGCAAAAUAGAGACGAGAGCAAAACAAGAAUAUCCCUUGCACAUCCGUGCUGUUAUAAAUUUUUAUGUAGCACAUGAUACGUGCAAUAUUGCUGUUAAACAUUUUUAGCUUGCGGUUAUAUUUGAAAUUAGCGUAUGGAUCAAAUUUAAGUAUAACGUAUAUAUCUAUAUACGCUUUAAUUCUCUAUUAACAACGACGUCAUAUAUAGAAUAGAUAAAAAUAUGGUAUUAAAUAUAGGUAGACGCGCGCAGGUCAAUCGUACAUCUACGUCACGGCUUAAUUUCGUUUCGGUACCUUAAUUUUUCGUGUCAUACAUCUUACAACCUCUAUCUCGUCGCAAAAUUAAAAUAAAACGGGCACGAGAACCUAUCGAAAAAUUGAGUGUACCAAUCUUUAUAUGAAAUUCCCCGAGAAUCUUCAUCAAGGCACACUACACGCAAAUUUCCCGGAGAGACCUCGUCUCGCACACGAAAUAAGACGAGAAUGAAUCACGCGUGGUAAUUAAUUACGUUCCACUUUAUCUCCCGCCGACCGAUCGUUAUCCUGGCACAUUCACGCUAGCAAUUGCGAAAUCGAUUUACGAUUACCACUACGCUACGCUAUUACUAAUGGUAUAAUUAAACGUCUGCGAUAAGACCGAUCCGCGAUAUUAAUCAUGGAAGACAGCGCACGGAAAGUCACGCUGACAUUAAGUGCGACACAAUUGCCAUGCGAUUAUUGCGAUACAGUUUCUGCGAGAUUAACGCUUGAAAGAGUGAGAGAAAGAGGAUCAUGCUGCCAGGAUGAGCCGUAAAUCCGACUUAGAAACGACGUAAAGUAUGACUGCUUGUUGUAACCGUUACGCUGCGAUAUUACGACUGUUCAAUUUACGAUCUGCGCUUAUAAAAUUUGUUACGCACUUCGCAUGCGACUGUCAAAAGCGAUAUCGAAUCUUUGCGACCCUUCUAUCUUUUAAAUUAAACGCAGGGCCGAUCCUGCAGACAUCUCAGUUUAUGAAACACAACAUUUUGCGCUGACUUGUUCUUGCGUGAAAUCAGUGUAAAGAAUUACGUUUAUUUGUAUCGUUACAUUGCUUUUAUUUAUAUCAUAAUAUGCUUUAAUAUAAGUUAGAAUUUUAAGAAAAUCUGGGCACAUUAUUUAUAAUGAGUCGAAAGUCAUGAUUAUCUUCUAAAAAGAAAUUUCUGUCGCAUGUUCUACUUUUAUACUGACUUAUCUAAGAUCCUCUAUGUGUUUCUGAAUAUUAUAUCUAAAAAAAUGAAAACUUAUUAAAUGCUCUUUUACGAAAAUAGUUAUAACUUAUUUUUAUUCUUAACUCUUUAUGGUUUAAUAUAAUUUACAAUAUGUUUUCGUGGCAUUUAUGAAAUACCGCGAGCAUAUUUAUCUUAGCUUUUUAUGAAGUCUUUCAAAGUUAUUUACCAAGUUUUGAAAUUUUAUCUGCAUUUUAUUUAUUAAUUUAUAAAUGAAAUUCAUAUCAUUUUUUAGCAAAAGAUAAUAAUCUGUUCAAACAAAUUAUUAUCUUAAAUUAAAUUUCUGUUGGAUUAACUUGAGUAAUACAUAUGUAUCAAACGUCGAAUAAACAUGCCAUUUUGGCAACGGCGAAGCGUCUUGAUUCGGCCCUGUGCAUUGUGUACUUCCUUCUACCUCCAUGUUCUACAUGUAAUGGAAUGUAUUGUUCUUGUUGUCAUGGUUGUUGUUGUUGUUCUUGUUAUUGUCAUCCUCUUAAUGGUUGUCGCCGUUUGUUUUAUACCUUGGUACCCUCUCAAUUGUUUCCGCUCGUUUGUAUCUCGUACGACGCAUGUUUCUCUCUUAAUGCACGUAUAACUCUUUCUUCAUUCCUGAUCCUUCAUCCGUCUCCCUCCGUCUCUCGAUCUCUCUUCGCUCUUCCGGGACGAAAAUCGCCCUGAGACCUUUCACGAGGAACCCUCUCGUCCUCGGGAGAUCCACGUACGUCUUAUGAGCUCGAGAAUUGCUUGAAGUCGAUCAUCGGUCCGGCCGCGUCAAUCGAUUCCAAUAUGUUAAUAACCGAGGACCGUUGGACUCGUGAAAUCUUAAUCUAAAUUCGUACGAUCGACAUCUCGACUCGACGAGAUCUCGAGGAUCCAUUUUUCUUUUCCGAGGAGGGCGAGGAGUGAAGGGAGAGUGAGAGGGAGGCAGAGGCGAAGGAGGAAGGUAGACGUAGUGUAAUUGCUUAGUAUGGAACUAGAAGCUAGAAGCUAGAGGACAAUUGAGAGCUAGAGUAAAAGCGAUGAAAAUGCAAGUAUGAGCGAGAAAAUGCGAGCGAGAAAGAAGAAAUUG
Molecule: messenger RNA, 12877 nt
Organism: Ooceraea biroi (clonal raider ant)
Lineage: Eukaryota; Metazoa; Arthropoda; Insecta; Hymenoptera; Formicidae
Gene: Shal
Product: potassium voltage-gated channel protein Shal
Biological process (GO): protein homooligomerization; potassium ion transmembrane transport; action potential
Cellular component (GO): membrane; voltage-gated potassium channel complex
Molecular function (GO): A-type (transient outward) potassium channel activity; protein binding
Source: RefSeq, a predicted model, not a curated record